Messenger RNA from Protobothrops mucrosquamatus (brown spotted pit viper), 888 nucleotides. RefSeq names its product tripartite motif-containing protein 65-like. Bases 113 to 874 code for a protein of 253 amino acids. Gene Ontology annotation, molecular function: zinc ion binding. Gene Ontology annotation, biological process: positive regulation of autophagy. The transcript is spliced from 5 exons. The record is from RefSeq and is a predicted model, not a curated record. Lineage: Eukaryota; Metazoa; Chordata; Lepidosauria; Squamata; Viperidae.
AUGCAGAACAUGCUUUCCAGAGAGACCCAAACUUAGCAAAACCGUCCAUCUUGAAAACCUGGUAGAGCUGCUGAAACUGGAAGAAGUGCCCCCAGGGGUCCCAGAAGUGGAGAUGAGGAAGGCAGUUGAUUCUCAGGCAAGGAAAUGCCCCAGUCAUGGCCGGCCCUUGGAGCUUUACUGUGUAACUGAGAAACGCUGCAUCUGCUGUGUGUGCACCGUGAGAAGCUGCCAAAAGCACAAGAGGGCUCUCUUCGAAGAGGGACGGAAAGCUCAAGAAGAGUCAAUCAAGGAAACCUUGGAAGAAAAACGGAAAGCGGCAGAAAGAAUUGCGGCAGAAAUACAGAAACUGGAGCAGCAGAUGAACCAUGUUAGAGUUUUCUCAAUGAAGUUCAGUUCAGGAAAUUUGCAAAAGUUUGAUCAUCUCGUGGAAACCCUAAAAGAAUGCCAGAAGAAGGUGUUGAAGAUGGCAACAAGUGAGCAUGCUGCUUUGCUAAAGCAAAUGGAGGAGAACCGGAAUUGCCUACAGCAUCAUUUGGAGACUGUCACGCAAUACAACAGGACAGCGGAAGGGCUGCUGAGCUGUGCGGAUGAUAUUGUGUUUCUUGAAGAGCAACAUCUCCUCGCUCCACCUAGUAAAUUGGAAGCUCCUCCAGUCAUUCAAUUUGAUUUGGAUAACAGUGCACAUACCGUCACCAAGUUCUUCACUGAAUUCUUCAGGGUUUUGGAGGAACUUCAGUCAAAUCUUUUGAAUCCACAAAUAGCUGGCAGAAAAAUCAGACUUGAGCCAAACGUAUUUGUGAAGAGGAUGCCUGGACUUUAUCUCUUAGAGAAUGAACUAAGGACAAAGCUUCUAAAGGGUAAGAAACUGGGCUAAUAAGUGGGGUCUCA